Molecule: messenger RNA, 999 nt
Organism: Echinococcus granulosus
Lineage: Eukaryota; Metazoa; Platyhelminthes; Cestoda; Cyclophyllidea; Taeniidae
Exons: 3
Coding region: 1-999 (332 amino acids)
Biological process (GO): protein polyubiquitination
Molecular function (GO): ubiquitin protein ligase activity; zinc ion binding
Source: RefSeq, a predicted model, not a curated record
AUGGAUCGGCCUCCACCCUGUAAGUUUUAUCAAAGCGGUUUCUGCGCCAAGGGCGAUGAUUGUCCCUUCUCCCAUCCCAUUCAGCGUUGUCGUUCCUUCACCCAAGAUGGUUUUUGUCCCUACGGUGUUCACUGUCACUACUGGCAUGACUUUAAAAACUUCGCUCUGACCGCGUCUACAAAUACGCCUGUUCAGAAGGUUUGUCGAUUCUUUCUUAACGGUCAAUGCAACUAUGGCGAUGCCUGUGCUUAUUCCCACCAACUUGAUGACGUUGAAGCACCCAAUCAAAUUACUCUUACUGAGUAUCGACUCCAGCAACAGAUGGCACAACUUUCGGCACCUAAUCCUCUCAUAUCAGUGUCUCCCCAGUCAUCAACUGCGCAAGUUCUUUCCUCAACGAAUUCUUCCCGACUUGCAGUUGCUAGACCCUCUGCACGACUAGAGCAGGCUUAUCGCUCUGCUUUGCAGCCGGGAGAUUUGGAAAAAAUGCGGGAUCUCGAGGUGGACCGUCUCUUGAAGCGAUUCCCACCAAGUCAAUUAAAACAGACCUCGUGUAAUAAUGAUGGAGUUAGAGCUUUUUCCCUCAUCUUUUCUUCUACAGACCCAGAAUGGUUACACAAAGUAAAACAGAUACUGCUUUUCAUUUCUCUUCCGGCUCAGUAUCCAUCUUCUCCGCCAAUUCUGAAUGUUCCAAAAACAUCUGAUAUCCCGAACGUUGUUACGGCGUUUCCUUGUUGUCAACGCGCUUUCCCUUGCGACAAUUGUCAUGAUGAGGAGGUGGCAGGAGCUCACGAAACCCUACACGCCACGCGAAUCAUCUGUGGCUUCUGCUCCACCGAGCAGCCGGAGGUGACCACCUCGCCAAUGGUCGUCUGUUCGGCCUGUCAGCGCAACUUGACCUCGGCAGGUGCGACCAAUCAUUGGGAGGGUGGACGCGGCUGUAGAGAUCCUGUGAAGAUGUCGCGCAAGGACAAUCGAAAACAUCGCAUCAGACGUUGA